AUGAUCCACCAAAGGGAAGCACUGUGCUACCUGGCAAAUAGGUUUUUGAUAUCAAAUGUAACAAAGAAGACUACAUUACCGAGUUCAGAGCUCGAUAGGUCAUCUGUGAGACUAGGUUUCGACUUUGACGAUACCUACGCUCCUGUAGCACGGCUAGAGAGCACAAGACUAUUCCUCUCUAUAAUUGACUACACGACUACCUAUCUUAAUGCCCUGAUUAACGAGAGGUGCGUCUUUAUAAGAUCACCUACGGGGUAUAAGACACCGGGCAAAGUUUGUAUGAUUAACCAGGCAAUUAUGAAACGAUCAAACAGCAAUUGGAGAGUCUUAGAUUUUAACAACUGUCUGAUGAAAGAUAUAUUUUUUGGUAUAAGGGGAAGAAAAUCUGCAUAUGGAGAGGACGUUGGCAAGGUUGGCUGGUUGACCAUGAGAACCAGGCUAGAUAUAGCCUUUGCUCUUUUACGCUAUCUGAAAGGCGCUCCGGAUUAUGGAGUUAAAUUGGCAGUUAAGGAAGAUGGUUUGAUUGGCUACGUUGAUUCUUCGUAUAACGACUACGAAGAUGGCAAAUCAACUGAGGCCUACAUUUUCUACUAUACCGGAGCACCGGUUUUAUAG
Molecule: messenger RNA, 615 nt
Organism: Penicillium verrucosum
Lineage: Eukaryota; Fungi; Ascomycota; Eurotiomycetes; Eurotiales; Aspergillaceae
Exons: 6
Coding region: 1-615 (204 amino acids)
Source: RefSeq, a predicted model, not a curated record